This is a messenger RNA of Drosophila subobscura, 1329 nucleotides long. RefSeq names its product platelet-activating factor acetylhydrolase IB subunit beta homolog (gene Paf-AHalpha). The record is from RefSeq and is a predicted model, not a curated record. The transcript has 3 exons. NCBI's taxonomy places the organism in Eukaryota, Metazoa, Arthropoda, Insecta, Diptera, Drosophilidae. The coding region runs from base 173 to 850 and encodes 225 amino acids.
GAUAUAUUUUAUGUUCAAUCAAUUAAUGCAGUGGCCCAUAUACAAACGACGCCGUUUUGUUAAUUAUUCUUUAUGUUGAAACUUUUCAUUUGCGUCCGCUUCAGGAGAAACAAAUUUUGAAAUUAGAAAAUACCAGUACGAAGAGCUGCGUUGAAGGCAGAACAUUUAGAAUAUGAAUUCAUGCGUUUUGCCCACACCCGUGCCCGACGAUGAUGGUGACAAACGCUGGCAUAGCAUUCAUCGUCGGUUUAUUUCCGAUUGCCGCGAAAAAGAUCCCGACGUAAUUUUUCUAGGAGAUUGCAUAUUUGAGACGCUACAAGAUAGCGAGACGUGGAAUCAGUAUUUUGCACCAUUGCAUUGCCUCAACUUCAGUAUACGGGACGAUUGCACCGAACAUGUUCUAUGGCGUAUCGAAAAUGGAGCGUUGGACAAUGUUAAUCCGAAAAUAGUUGUUCUGCACGUUGGUACCAACAAUGUCAACAGCAGUGCUGACGAAGUAGCCGAAGGUAUUCUCGCAAAUGUCGCAAAAAUACGCCAGAAACUCAACGGUGCCUAUGUCAUACUUCCUUCACUGCUCCCACGAGGUCAACAACCUAAUAAACUUCGCGACAAAAAUGCCAAAAUUAACGAAUUGGUUAAAGAGAUGACUAAGGGCAUGGAUCGCGUACAGACAGUUGCCAUCGACAAGGGUUUGGUACAGGGUGACGGUACCAUAAGUCACCACGAUAUGUUCGACUACAAAAACCUUACGAAUACCGGAGCCAAAAAAAUUCUCGAACCGCUUUACGAAUUGCUUUCGCAAAUCCUCAACGAAAAUGAGCUGGAACGCGAUCUAACUCCAUCGGAAUAGGAAAAGUGGCAAAAAAUGGACUAAUGUACGAACACAAAUCUCAACGAUAUUAAACGGAACACAAAUUUAGCUAUGUACCCAAAUCGUAUGAAGCAUUCAGUGUGGAGCUGAUAAAACUAUCCAAAAAAUCAACCAAGUUUUCUUAACCGAUUAAAAACAUUGCAAAAUAAUACCAUAUCCCAAAAUUAAUUUAUAGUCUUCAUUUCGUUCACUUCACAUGCAUACAGUCGCGGCGUAGAUAAGGCACGCAAAAUCUGAAUUUUUAAAUGUAGAUAUUAUUUACAUCCAUACAUUCAUGCAUAUACAUACCAUAGCCUACCAAUGGCAAACAUUCCCAAAAACAUUAUAGCAAUAAUAUUAUAAUUAAUUGAGUAAAGUAAAUAUUUGUAUGCGCUGAAUACAGAAGUUACUCACGCGGUCAUAGCUCAGAUUAAGUACAGACUGAGUGAUAUAAAAUAAACGAUUUUUGAGCUUUCUUA